AUGGGGGAAGAGAAGCAGCUUGUCAACAGAAGGUGUAGCAGGGGUGGAGGAGGCAUCCACUGCUGCAGCCAAUACGUUGUGCAUCUGUUCAUCCACACAGGUGACGGGAGAAUGAUUACUGCUCUAAUUCCAGGCUGUGCGCUGACUACCACACUUUCCUAUCCUUCCCGGUUCCCCUGCCCUCUGCCCCAUAGGGAUUCGGAGGGGAGAUGGAGGGACUCAAGCGUUAACACACCAGAGACUGUGGCUGGCUCAGUUCAUAUAGACAGGGGACUUUGUGCUCCUAGUGGCCGGGGACUUUAAUGCAGGGAAACUUAAAUCUGUUUUACCUAAUUUCUAAAUAAAUGUGCAACCAGAGGGAAAACAACUCUAGACCACCUUUACUCCACACACAGAGACGCGUACAAAGCUCUCCCACGCCCUCCAUUUGGCAAAUCUGACCAUAAUUCUAUCCUCCUGAUUCCUACUUACAAGCAAAAACUAAAGCAGGAAGCACCAGUGACUCGGUCAAUAAAUAAGUGGUCAGAUGACGCAGAUGCUAAGCUACAGGAAUGUUUUGUUCUAGCACAGACUGGAAUAUGUUCCGGGAAUAUGUUUCGAUGACGUCGUCCUCACAGUGACCGUACGUACAUACCCCAACCAGAAGCCAUGGAUUACAGGCAACAUCCGUACUGAGCUACAGGGUAGAGCUGCUGCUUUUAAGGAGCGGGACUCUAACCCGGACGCUUAUAAGAAAUCCUGCUGUUCCCUCCAUACACUUUUGGUGCUGGACCACACUCGUGUCCGUCAAUUCACCACAGGUAAUUGUGGACGACUAAUGUGUAGCAUGGGAAGGGGUUCUAGUCCAAUUUCUCGACAUAAAAUACCACUGUUCCCAACGAUCCUCAUUACUAAAAUUACUCACAGUUGUCCUCCUAUUUCCACCUAAUCUGUCAUGGUUCUCUGCCCCAAUAGGGCAUGGACCAACCUCUCUCUUUAUUGCUGCUGUUACUACAGACAAAUCAUGUUCAAACAUUCAUACACUCACACACACCCUAUGGCCUCAUGGCCACCGCGGCUUGGCUUUCACCCCCCCUUAUUACGGGUCUAGCAGGGAAUCAACCCCACCCGGGAUUUACCCCCUAGGACAUACCCUCCGCAGGGACUACCCUGCUCAGGCUUACCUUCUGGGUCUUACCAUAUACCAUAAAUCUACGACCGGUCGUUAUAUAAUGGGACUACAGAAUAAGCUCAGGCUUUCUAUCCUAUUGUUGUUCAGCCAAUGACUCUCAUCUCCCCAAGAUGUCUGAAUGAGUGGUAACAGGUGUAGGAACUGUGCCUACCUUGUUUUUUUGUUCCGGCUCCUGCUCCACUGAUUCGGACUCUCCAGUUCGACAAAAAAUCGUUGUGAAUCCUGCCAACAACGCCAACUGUUAGUUUUUCACUCUGUUUGUGAGAACCUAACGGACAACUAGUCAAGCUCAAACCAAGUUUAUUCACCCACUGGGUCAAACAGCUGAAAAGACAAAGACAUGUUUACACAAGCACACAUAUUUAUACCCUCCUUCCAGGGUGAGUCUCUCCUCCACAUUUAGACAGCCAAUACAUAUUUGUUGCUAGGCAGGAACUCAGGUGGCGACUAUGCCUUCUCACUUCCUCUGACCUGACCCCGGCCUGAAUUCCUCAAUCCUCCCUAACUCACGGCUGUCCUACCUUAUCUGUGACUGAAACCAGACCGUUGCCCUUCUCCUCUCCAUAGGAUACAUGAGAUUUAACAAUAACAUGUUCAGACAGAAUGUAAACUUUCUGCACUCCCCUUUCUAGAUUUCCAUACACUCAGUUCUAAUAUGGUAACAUGAAUAAGGAUUUUUCAAGUUAGAAGUUAGAAUCCAACACGUCUAACCAGUGAUGUACACAUUAUUCACAGAUUCUGUGUGGUAUUUGAGCUGUGUUUGUUUUAACAGGACGUGCAACCUCAUCUCCCCCUCUGGCUCAAUUGAUUUCAACAUGAUAUCAAUAUGAGUGAUUAACAAAUAAGUGUUGCAUUUCUCUUUCCUUUUUGGCGACCCCCAAAUCAAAAUGCAUCACUCCAAAAUGUAGCUGACUGUCUUCAGCAGGUUGUUCUCUAACCAGUGAUGUAAAAAAUAUCUCCAGUUUCAAUGUGUUUUUUAUUUGUGUUAAUUUCAACAGCACCUAAAAUCUGAUUUCCCCCCUAAUCAAUAUCAGUGAUUUAUUGAAACUUGUCAAAACAACAGGGUUUUUAGUGCGUGUGCAGUUUAUAAGGUGUUUUAAAAAAAUACUAGUAAUAUGAUUACUAUUGUUGCACAUGUACAGUACCAGUAAAAAGUUUGUACACGCCUACUCAUUCAUAUUUUUACUAUUUUCUACAUUGUAGAAUAAUACUGAAGACAUCAAAACUAUGAAAUAACACAUAUGGAAUCAUGUAGUAAACAAAAAAGUGUUAAACAAAUCAAAAUAUAUUUUAUAUUUGAGAUUCUUCAAAUAGCCACCCUUUGCCUUGAUGACAGCUUUGCACACUCUUGGCAUUCUCUCAACCAGCUUCAUGAGGUAGUCACCUGGAAUGCAUUUCAAUUAACAGGUGUGCCUUGUUAAAAGUUAAUUUGUGGAAUUUAUUUCCUUCUUAAUGCAUUUGAGCCAAUCAGUUGUGUUGUGACAAGGUAGGGGGGGGAUUAUUAUUUAUUUUUUUGUAAGGGCUCCUAUUAUCUCCUUCAGCAUCUUUUCCUAUAAUGAUCACUCGAGGAUGUGGAUCAAGGCCCGGUGCAUUUACUUAUACUUCUCCUAGCUGAAGCAAUUUCCUAGAAUGCAUCCUUGACUUGAAAAAGUACAUGAAUAAUCGGCUAAACAGAGCUCUUUGACAAAAACAAAUCGAUAAUGGAAUUUAUCCUCCAAGUGUCCUUUAUGGAUCUACUAGUACAUGGCAGAUGGAUGUCCAUUAGUGGCCAGCAAAGUGGUCAAUGUUGUUGAGAAAUAACAAAAUGAAUGAAAAGGACAGAGGAAAAUGGUCCUCUCACAAUGAAUGGAAUGAAUUGUUCAAUGAUGUUUCUGAAUCAACAAGCCUUGUGGGCUUUGGUGGGCCUUGUGGGCCUUGAGACCAUACUACAUACAUGCUACAUCUAUGUAUACACUACAGAUUCUCAGUCCUUAGAGACGCAGUCCAUACAUCAUCACAAGAGCCCAAAGGGACCCUUCAAUACACAAAGCCUCACAUUCAGUAGUCUACAAGGCAGUCAUUAUAUAUGAGCAGGGCAGUGGGGCAGUAUAUUGAUUGGAAAUACAGUGCCUUCAGAAAGUAUUCACACCCCACCUUCCACAUUCUGUGUUACAAAUUGGGAUUAAUUAAUUAAUUAAAAAUUGAUUUAAAGGUGCAAUAUGCAGAAAUGGCUCCGCCAUUUCCUGGUUGCUAAAAAUCUAAUAGUUUAUGUGACAAAACAAGCUGUCAUUGUGUAGGGAAUCAUUACACCAUUUAAACCGCUGUGAAAUAUAUUUUCCAUAACCACAAAUAUUGUAUUUUCAGCUGUUUGAAGCUGGUGUACAAAACCGAAAGUAAAUGACACAAAAACUAAACUUAAGCACGGAAAGCAUAGAAAUAUCGCACAUAGAGCAGAUCCACCGCUUCUUAGACUUGCUUUCAAUGAGAAUGACAGAUCUAUACCUCAAAUUUCUAUGUGAAUUUGGUCGGGUCGCCCAAAAAGUUACAUAUUGCAGCUUUAAUUGUCCUUUUUUCAAUGAUCUACACAAAAUACUCUGUAAUGUCAAAGUGGAAGAAAAUUAUAUAGAUAUUUUUUUAGAUUAAUGAAAAAUACAACUCUAAUAUAUCUUUGAUUAGAUAAGUAUUUAAGCCACUGAGUCAAUACUUUAGAAUCACCUUUGGCAGCGACUACAGCAUUGAGUCUUUUUGGGUAUGCUUUGCGCACCUGUAUUGUACAAUAUUUGCCCUUAUUCUUUUUUAAACUCUUCAAGCUCUGUCAAGUUGGUUGUUGAUCAUUGCUAGACAACCAUAUUGAAGUCUUGUCAUAGAUUUUGAAGCCGAUUUAAGUCAAAAUGGUAACUAGGCCACUCAGGAACAUUCAAUGUCGUCUUGGUAAGCAACUCCAGGUUAUAUUUGGCCUUGAGUUUAAAGUUAUUGUCCUGCUGAAAAGUGAAUUUGUCUCCCAGUGUCUGUUGGAAAGCAGACUGAAGCAGGUUUUCCUCUAGGAUUUUGCCUCUGCUUAGCUCUAUUCCGUUUAUUUCUAUCCUAAAAAAACUCCCUAGUCCUUGCCGAUGACGAGUAUAUCCAUAACAUGAUGCAGCCAGCACCAUGCUUGAAAAUAUGAAGAGUGGUAAUAAGUGAUAUGUUGUGUUGGAUUUCAGGAUCCAGGCUCUGUCGCAGCCGACCGGGAGACUCAUGGGCGGCGCACAAUUGGCCCAGCGUUGUCCAGGGUAGGGGAGGGAAUGGCCGGCAGGGAUGUAGCUCAGUUGAUAGAGCAUGGCGUUUGCAACGCCAGGGUUGUGGGUUCAAUUCCCACGGGGGGCCAGUAUAAAAAAAAAAAAAAAAAAAAUUCACUAACUGUAAGUCGCUCUGGAUAAGAGCGUCUGCUAAAUGACUAAAAUGUAAAUGUAAAUGAUUUGCCCCAAACAUAAUGCUUUGUAUUCAGGACAAAAAGUUCAUUUCUUUGCCACAUUUGUUGCAGUAUUACUUUAGUGCCUUAUUGCAAACAGGAUGCAUGUUCUGGAAUAUUUUUAUUCUGUACAGACUUCCUUCUUUUCACUCUGUCAUUUAGGUUAGUAUUUUGGAGUAACUACAAUGUUGUUGAUCCAUCCUCAGUUUUCACCUAUCACAGUCAUUAAACUCUGUAACUGUUCUAAAAUCACCAUUGGCAUUAUGGUGAAUUCGCUGAGUGGUUUCCUUCCUCUCCGGCAACUGAGUUCGGAAGGACGCCUGUAUCUUUGUAGUGGCUGGGUCUAUUGAUACACCAUCCAAUGGGUAAUUAAUAAAUUCACCGUGCUCAAAGGAAUAUUCAGUAUCUGCCAAUAGGUGCCCUUCUUUGCGAGGCAUUGGAAAACCUCCCUGCUCUUUGUGGUUGAAUCUCUGCUUGAAAUUCACCACUCGACUGAGGGACCUUACACAUAAUUGCAUGUGUUGGGUACAGAGAUGGGCGAAUCAUUCAAAAAUCAUAUUAACCGCUAUUAUUGCACACAGAGUUAGUUGAAUAAUUGAGCUUUUAAUUUGUUAUUAAUUUGUAAAAAGAAUUAUAAGCAAAAUUCCACUUUGACAUUUUGGGAUAUUGUGUGUAGAUCAGUGGCACAAAUUCUCAAUUUAAUCCAUUUUAAAUUCAGGCUGUAACACAACAAUGUGGAAAAAGUCAAGGGGUGUGAAUACUUUCUGAAGGCACUGUUUGUGCCUCUUGGCAGGCUCAUUGGCUCUUCAUAUUGGAGAGAAUUCCAGUGUAAAGGGCACCAACCCCAAGAGUUUAGUUAUGCAACUGUGGCAACUAUAUCCUUGGGGGGUGGACCUUUCUAACAGCAAUGGUCAUGCCAUGUGAAUUUGACCUCUGAGCGCUGUACAACCUUUUAAAUGGCUGGAUUGUACAUUUACAUUUUGUCUAGGGCCUGUACAGCUAGGGUUUAAUAUAUUCCUGGUAAUUUACAAAUGUUCCGUCCCGAAUAAAUGUAUUUUCUCCUGGUUAACCCGGUAUUUCCCGCCAAAACCGGAAAUAUAAUCAAAAGUAUUAUAAAGCAUAUAAAUAGGCAUAUGUCCGACCGAAUUUGAUUAGAGCUUUGAUCUCAAAUUGAAGCCUGAUGCUGAUGAGCCGUACAUUAAAUACAUUUUAUGAGCCCUACAUUAAAGACAUUUAAUGAGCCCAAGCCAAAAAAGGCCAAACGAUUGUGCCGUUAUCCAACACAUAUAUGAUAUAGGCUACUGCACAUUAGACACGACAGAAAAACAUAAAAGCCCAUAGAUGUAGCUAGCUAUAUGCUGUCUUGGGUAAAUAAAUGAAACUAGCACCAGUAGGCUAAUUUUUUUUAAAUGUUUGUAAAUUUAUAUUUAAAAAAAAACCGGAAAUAUUACAUUAACAUAACUACGCACUCCCUUUGAUAGGCUGGCUGACCAGCAGAGAUGAACAGGUCACGUCUGUUACUCUUGGUGUUUCUGCAUAGAUUUUUAAAGGGAUAGGGUUAGUCUGUCAUUCAAAUGUUGGAACUUUCAUGCAAUACCGACAGUUACACGAUACUGUAUAAGCAAUGCUGUGAAACGUCGGCAGCUUCGGUAAAUCCAACCUAGUCUAGUCUGUAUUUCUGUAUUAGUGGCAAAGUCAUAUCAUUUUUCCUAUUCAGUCCUUUAUCAUACUGUAGCACAGGUUACAGAAGAGGAUCGUCCUCCAAGCUUUUUAAUAGCACAAACACUACAUGAGAUGGCCUAUAGGGUCAUAUGUGCUAACAGGCACAAACUGAUGUAUUGUUGUAAUAGUUUAAAUAUGCAAUACGCACAACUAUUGUAGGGUAUUACUGGUAAGUUAUGUUGGUCAUUUGGUUUAUUUGCAAUAUGCAAAUAACUUUUUACAGGUACUUAAUAGGAACACACCCGAGUGGCGCAGUGGUAUAAGGCACUGCAUCGCAGUGCUAGCUGUGCCACUAGAGAUCCUGGUUCAAGUCCGGGAGACCCAUGGGCGGCGCACAAUUGGUCCAGCGUCGUCCAAGGUAAGGGAGGGUUUGGCCGGCAGGGAUGUGGGUCCGUUUCCCACGGGGGGCCAGUAUGAAAAAAAUUAUCCCUUUUAUGCAUUCACUAACUGUAAGUCGCUCUGGAUAAGAGCGUCUGCUAAAUGACUAAAAUGUAAAUGUAAAUGAUUUGCCCCAAACAUAAUGCUUUGUAUUCAGGACAAAAAGUUCAUUUCUUUGCCACAUUUGUUGCAGUAUUACUUUAGUGCCUUAUUGCAAACAGGAUGCAUGUUCUGGAAUAUUUUUAUUCUGUACAGACUUCCUUCUUUUCACUCUGUCAUUUAGGUUAGUAUUUUGGAGUAACUACAAUGUUGUUGAUCCAUCCUCAGUUUUCACCUAUCACAGUCAUUAAACUCUGUAACUGUUCUAAAAUCACCAUUGGCAUUAUGGUGAAUUCGCUGAGUGGUUUCCUUCCUCUCCGGCAACUGAGUUCGGAAGGACGCCUGUAUCUUUGUAGUGGCUGGGUCUAUUGAUACACCAUCCAAUGGGUAAUUAAUAAAUUCACCGUGCUCAAAGGAAUAUUCAGUAUCUGCCAAUAGGUGCCCUUCUUUGCGAGGCAUUGGAAAACCUCCCUGCUCUUUGUGGUUGAAUCUCUGCUUGAAAUUCACCACUCGACUGAGGGACCUUACACAUAAUUGCAUGUGUUGGGUACAGAGAUGGGCGAAUCAUUCAAAAAUCAUAUUAACCGCUAUUAUUGCACACAGAGUUAGUUGAAUAAUUGAGCUUUUAAUUUGUUAUUAAUUUGUAAAAAGAAUUAUAAGCAAAAUUCCACUUUGACAUUUUGGGAUAUUGUGUGUAGAUCAGUGGCACAAAUUCUCAAUUUAAUCCAUUUUAAAUUCAGGCUGUAACACAACAAUGUGGAAAAAGUCAAGGGGUGUGAAUACUUUCUGAAGGCACUGUUUGUGCCUCUUGGCAGGCUCAUUGGCUCUUCAUAUUGGAGAGAAUUCCAGUGUAAAGGGCACCAACCCCAAGAGUUUAGUUAUGCAACUGUGGCAACUAUAUCCUUGGGGGGUGGACCUUUCUAACAGCAAUGGUCAUGCCAUGUGAAUUUGACCUCUGAGCGCUGUACAACCUUUUAAAUGGCUGGAUUGUACAUUUACAUUUUGUCUAGGGCCUGUACAGCUAGGGUUUAAUAUAUUGCUGGUAAUUUACAAAUGUUCCGUCCCGAAUAAAUGUAUUUUCUCCUGGUUAACCCGGUAUUUCCCGCCAAAACCGGAAAUAUAAUCAAAAGUAUUAUAAAGCAUAUAAAUAGGCAUAUGUCCGACCGAAUUUGAUUAGAGCUUUGAUCUCAAAUUGAAGCCUGAUGCUGAUGAGCCGUACAUUAAAUACAUUUUAUGAGCCCUACAUUAAAGACAUUUAAUGAGCCCAAGCCAAAAAAGGCCAAACGAUUGUGCCGUUAUCCAACACAUAUAUGAUAUAGGCUACUGCACAUUAGACACGACAGAAAAACAUAAAAGCCCAUAGAUGUAGCUAGCUAUAUGCUGUCUUGGGUAAAUAAAUUAAACUAGCACCAGUAGGCUAAUCUUUUUUGAGUGUGAACUGUAUUACUGUACUGUAUUGUAUUAUAUGGACUAGAAUUACGCACAUCAUUCAAACCACAAUAAAGCAGGGAGAGAACGUGUGAUUCUGGUGCAGCACAUGCGGCCUACAAAGUUACAAGCAUAGGCUAGCGAAUUAGAUUUUUCACAUACAGUGCAAUUGGAAACUUGACUUUUUCCACAUUUUGUUACGUUACAGCCUUAUUCUAAAAUUGUUUAAAAAAUGUUUUAUCAUCUAUCUAUACAUAAUGACAAAGCAAAAACAGGUUUUUUAAAUGUUUGUAAAUUUAUAUUUAAAAAAAAAACGGAAAUAUUACAUUAACAUAACUACGCACUCCCUUUGAUAGGCUGGCUGACCAGCAGAGAUGAACAGGUCACGUCUGUUACUCUUGGUGUUUCUGCAUAGAUUUUUAAAGGGAUAGGGUUAGUCUGUCAUUCAAAUGUUGGAACUUUCAUGCAAUACCGACAGUUACACGAUACUGUAUAAGCAAUGCUGUGAAACGUCGGCAGCUUCGGUAAAUCCAACCUAGUCUAGUCUGUAUUUCUGUAUUAGUGGCAAAGUCAUAUCAUUUUUCCUAUUCAGUCCUUUAUCAUACUGUAGCACAGGUUACAGAAGAGGAUCGUCCUCCAAGCUUUUUAAUAGCACAAACACUACAUGAGAUGGCCUAUAGGGUCAUAUGUGCUAACAGGCACAAACUGAUGUAUUGUUGUAAUAGUUUAAAUAUGCAAUACGCACAACUAUUGUAGGGUAUUACUGGUAAGUUAUGUUGGUCAUUUGGUUUAUUUGCAAUAUGCAAAUAACUUUUUACAGGUACUUAAUAGGAACACACCCGAGUGGCGCAGUGGUAUAAGGCACUGCAUCGCAGUGCUAGCUGUGCCACUAGAGAUCCUGGUUCAAGUCCGGGAGACCCAUGGGCGGCGCACAAUUGGUCCAGCGUCGUCCAAGGUAAGGGAGGGUUUGGCCGGCAGGGAUGUGGGUCCGUUUCCCACGGGGGGCCAGUAUGAAAAAAAUUAUCCCUUUUAUGCAUUCACUAACUGUAAGUCGCUCUGGAUAAGAGCGUCUGCUAAAUGUCUAAAAUGUAAAUGUAUUCAGACCCUUUACUCAGUACUUUGUUGAAGCACCAUUGGCAGCAAUUACAGCCUCGAGGCUUCUUGGGUAUGAAGCUUGACACAUCUGAAUUUGGGGAGUUUCUCCUAUUCUUCUCUGCAGAUCCUCUCAAGCUCUGUCAGGUUGGAUGGAGAGCGUCGCUGCACAGCUAUUUUCAGGUCUCUCCAGAGAUGUUCGAUGGAGUUCUGGCUGGGCCACUUAAGGACAUUCAGGGACUUGUCCCGCAACCACUACUGUGUUGUCUCGCCUGUGUGCUUAGGGUCGUUGUCCUGUUGGAAGUUGAACCUUUGCCCCAGUCUGAGGUCCUGAGCGUUGUCUUGGCUGUGUGCUUAGGGUCGUUGUCCUGUUGGAAGGUGAACCAUCUUCCCAGUCUGAGCACUCUGGAGCAGGUUUUCAUCAAGGAUCUCUCUGCACUUUGCUACGUUAAUCUUUCCCUCGAUCCUGACUAGUCUUCCAGUCCCUGCUGCUAAAAACAUCCCCACAGCAUGAUGCUGCCACCACCAUGCUUCAUCAUAGGGAUGGUGCCAGGUUUCCUCCAGAUGUGACGCUUGGCAUUCAGGCCAAAUAAUGUAAUCUUGGUUUCAUCAGACCAGAGAAUCUUGUUUCUCAUGGUCUGAGUAUCCUUUAGGUGCCUCUUGGCAAACUCCAAGCGGGCUGUCAUGUGCCUUUUACUGAGGAGUGGCUUCCAUCUGGCCACUCUACCAUAAAGGCCUGAUUGGUGGAGUGCUGCAGAGAUGGUUGUCCUUCUGGAAGUUUCUCCCAUCUCCAAGAGGAACUAUGGAGUUCUGUCAGAGUGACCAUCGGGUUCUUGGUCACCUCCCUGACCAAGGCCCUUCUCACCCAAUUUCUCAGUUUGGCCGGGUGGCCAGUUCUAGGAAGAUUCUUGGUGGUUCCAAACUUCUUUCACUUAAGAAUGAUGGAGACCACUGUGUUCUUGGGGACCUUCAAUGCUACAGAAAGUUUUCGGUACCCUUCCCCAGAUCUGUACAUCGACACAAUGCUGUUUCGGAGCUCGAUGGACAAUUCCUUCACCCUCAUGGCUUUUGCUCUGACAUGCACUGUCAACUGUGGGACCUUAUAUAGACAGGUGCCUUUCCAAAUAAUGUCCAAUCAAUUCAAUGUUCCACAGGUGGACUCCAAUCACGUUGUAGAAACAUCUCAAGGAUGAUAAUUGGAAACAGGAUGCACCUGAGCUCAUAGCAAAGAGUCUGAAUACUUAUCUAAAUAAGGAUUUUUUUUCUCUAAAAACCUGUUUUCGCUUUGUCAUUAUCAAUUCAAAUCAAAUCUUAUUUGUCACAUACUCGUGUUUAGCAGAUGUUAUUGCGGUUGUAGCGAAAUGCCUGUGCUUCUAGCUCUGACAGUGCAGUAAUAUCUAACAUGUAAUAUCUAACAAUUUCACAAUGUAUACCCAAAACACACAAAUAUAGUAAGGAAUGGAAUUUACUCGGAAGUUUACAUACACUUAGGUCGGAGUAAUUAAAACUCGUUUUUUCAACCACUCCACAAAUGUCUUGUUAACAAACUAUAGUUUUGGCAAGUCAGUUAGGACAUCUACUUUGUGCAUGACACAAGUCAUUUUUCCAACAAUUGUUUACAGACAGAUUAUUUCACUUAUAGUUCACUGUAUCACAAUUCCAGUGGGUCAGAAGUUUGAAUACACUAUGUUGUCUGUGACUUUAAACAGCUUGGAAAAUUCCAGAAAAUGAUGUCAUGGCUUUAGAAGCUUCUGAUAGGCUAAUUGACAUCAUUUGAGUCAAUUGGAGGUGUACCUGUGGAUGUAUUUCAAGGCCUACCUUCAAACUCAGUGCCUCUUUGCUUGACAUCAUGGGAAAUUCAAAAGAAAUCAGCCAAGACCUCAGAUUUUUUUUUUUAGACCUCCACAAGUCUGGUUCAUCCUUGGGAGCAAUUUCAAAACGCCUGAAGGUACCACGUUCAGCAAACAAGAGCUUGCGUCCCUCUUCAAAUAGUCUAUUAGUAAGAAAUGCAAAAAAAAAAAAAGAGUCCAGCAAGCUAUUCUAGUGUAGCUUUUCCUGCAUGGGACUCCAAGAGCUAAGGAGCGUUUUUUAAGGAGAGAGGCCACCGGAGCACAGGUGCGUGCGUAUUGCUCUUGAGACAGAGGCUAUAGGUUAGAAGCUUAUUAUGCAUAACCCAUCAUUAAUUAGCUAAAUAUAAGGCUAAUACUGCAUUGAAAUGUAUUACCUGAAAGAGGUAGGCUAGGACUUCUAUAUAUAGGGCUACAUAUCAAUCUAGAACAGGAUCAUCUAUUUUGGAUGCAAUUUGAAUGGAGUUGAUGGAGAGAGAGAAAGACUGCGAGAGAGUGCUCACGCGUGCACUGAUUUAAAGCAACGAUAUUCGAGUGAUAGGCUGUUUUAAAACUCUGCAGCUGCAAUAAAAAAUACUAAAGUCUUUAACAUUUUAAAAUAAGGUUAUCCCGAGAGCCAGAUGGAGAUGGGUAAAUUAGACGUGCAUUCAGGCUUUAUAUUCCUGUAGCAUAGACUAUGCUGCAGCAAAUGCAGGCCUACCUGUCACAAUAAAAAAAGUUGCCAUGAUGAGAUGAUAGGUCUACGUGCAUUGUGAACUGUGCUCCAUACUGAGAUGGGCUGUCUGUCCCCACCCUGAGCGUUGAUGAUUCAUCAUGCAGAGGCCGUAGAGAAGCCAGAUUUAGACAUCGCAUAUAAUUAACAGUUCCAUUUCACGCCAUGCUGUUCAAAUCAAUAAUUUAUUAUAAUUUACCGGUUUCUCACAGUUAUUUUUCCUGGGAAAAGGGAGUGACUUUGGGCUGUAAAUCCCGGUAAAUGUUGGUAACCGGGUUCCCGCAAUUCCACCCAAUGUACAGCAUACUAGUACAAUAGCCUACCAAAUAAUAAAAACAGUAUUUAUUGUCUGUUAUAUUUAUACAAAAAAAGAAAAUAGAAUCCUAUAACUUACCACACUGUACUAUUCAUUCUGUGAAAUACUGUUAUUUGCCAGUGUCCAAACACACUACAGUGGAACAGAGAAAAUGCAUCUGGUGAGCUUUAUAGAAAUUGAGCACUGCUGCAUACCGAAGGUCACUUUCCUUGGCUUUCGCAUCAUGCUUUAAUGAAUAAGUCAAGAAGUUGCUGUUUCCUCAGAUGUAUGUGGGAGAUACUGGAAACUGUCACACCAGGAGUCCUUGACUUUCGCUCGAAGGUUCUAGACAACGCCAUAGUUCUCAGUUCCUCGACAUGCACCAUGUUAUGGCAUCAAUGCCUAAGGUGCAACCCAGUUGAUGCGGUGGUGGGGAAAUCUGUGAAGAUAGCUGUCAGGUCGACUAUUACCCUCGCUCUAGUGGACGAUCCUCCAUCUUUGUAUGUAUGUUGAGGGAAAUUGGAGCUUUCAGACAUCUAAUGUUCGCUGUUUCUGUGCCAUUAAGUGGGUUUUGAGCUCAGAGUUAAAGUUAUCUGGGGGCUGUAUGUGCCCCCCUUGACAGCUAGAGAAGCCACCACAGGCAAAUCCCUGGUCGAAGGGGAAAUUAACCGUAAAGCUCCCCAUGCCUUUGAGUGGAAGGAGGAAAAGACACACUGAAGGUCAAUAAAGCCUAUAGUCAAUGAAACUUCCACUUAUUUCUGUACUUUCUACAGAGUUCAAAGACCUUGGGCUUGGGGCUUGAAGGUCACCAUAACAAAAUAGCAGGAACUGCAGUUAUUUGUAAUGUGCAUUAACCAGCAAACAAGUCAAAAGGUCAUAGAGUCAAAGAGAAUUGAAGUGCUUGAAAACGGCAGGUGAAUGAGUGAAAGAACCUAGAAAAACUAGAUACAAUCAAGGUGCAUUCAAGGGUCAAUAUAACAUUAUUAUUAACAUUCAUCAAGUCAUACUAAUGUCAUAUUAAUUGUCAUGUAUUAAUUGUAUGUUGUAUUAAUUGCUUUCGCUAAACCAUUUUUAUAAUUCAUAUAUGAACGUAGGAAAAGGGGAAAAGGGACUAUGUUGGCCAUGCUCUGUUUAAUGUGCUUCCAUACAAUUUACAUUGCAUUACAUGAAUACCAAUUUUGGUAUUUUAAUGCAGCAAGUAUUUGUGCAAGAGGCAAUCUUAGAAGUUAUUCCAAAUUCACACCAGGGGAUCAAGAGCUCAAGCCUCGCUCUAACAAAACGAAUAGUAGUAGUCGCUAAUAUUCCCUCUGCUUAUACACAGCAUUCACGUCACACAGGCAUUUUUUUAUCCCAAUUUGAAGAGCUAAAGCUCGAAAUUAGUCCUAAAUCAACAAGAAUCCAAUCGACCACAUUCUCCUUGAAGAGAAAAACAUUAAAAAGAUACCCACAUUAACAUUGCAAAUGUUUACCGCACGGCUCCGCGUUCAAUCUGUAUGCCUGUCGCAUACUCCCGAGUAUCGGGUCCAGGGUAUAAUUUAAUUAAAUAAACAAACGAACGAGCAAGUCGUCCGUGGGUCAUGAAUAUGUCAUUUCAUCUGUUUUAAAAGGCAGAUGGCCCUGACCUCCGACCUUGGCUCUCUGUAAGGGGAUUUCGGCGCCAGUGAUGGGGUGAUUUCCCACUGGGCACAGACGUCAGUUCAACGUCUAGUUGUGAUUUACAUUAGGUUGAGUUUUCAACUAACGCAAAUUCAACAUUAACAUUUACAUUAAAUGUUCGUCAUUUAGCAGAUGCUCUUAAAUACACAAACAAAUGUCACCAUGUCAUUGGAUUUAGGUUAAAAGUGAAAUAAAUACGAAAUGCCCUUACGUUGAUGACUUUUUGCAAAUCCAAUCAGUUUUCCGCGUUGAUUCAACAUCAUCACAUUUUGAAAUGAAAUGAAAACAAUGUUGAUUCAAAACUUUUUUGCCUAGUGGGUUACCUCAGCUUGUUGCGCCACAUCUCCUAUGAUGUGACGGUGGUUAACUAUACAGGCCACAAUUCGACGGGUCCAAAAGGUGGCACGUGCUUACACAGCAAGGUUGGCGAGUCGGCCAGAGUCUCCACUCUCUCCAUCCUCCGCAGAGCAGCAUUGGAUUAGUAGUGAAGCCCAUCUUGAUAGUGUGUGAGUUGUGACAACAAAUACAAGAUGUACAAGAGAGAUUUUUAUAUGGGCUUGCAUCCCAAACGGAAACCUAUUCCUUAUAUGGGGCACUACGUUUGAGCAGGGCUAUAGGCCUUGCUCAAAAGUAGGGCACCGUAGGGAAUAGGAUGCCAUUUGGCAUGGGUGGAAAUUUAGUAAAGAGUAAUUCCCAGAAAGUUGACAAGCCCUAUUCGGACGGGAUGAGUUUUACUUGGGGAGCUCAGUUAAUGUAAUUAUGUGCACGAGCACAAAUCACAACAUCUGUAAUUUUAGUCCCGUCCGAAUCUGCCAUGUCAGUAAUUUUUACUGGUUAUUAUCCCAACCCUAAAAACCUACAGUGUAAAUAUACAAGCAGACACAUUUUUUCCCCGUCUCUGAAAGACUACAACUUGUGUUGGGCAGUGCUUCAUGCUCUGGCCCCCGUCUCUCUCACCCAAGGUGGGCUUUUUUGAAAAGGAGGCAGACACUAACAACAAUCCUUUGGGCAAAACUGAAAGAAUUGACCAGAGACAAAGGCUUCAAGUGAUUCCUCUCAUGAACACAAAUUUGACGAUGGAGCAUCUGUUAGCUGCAUGGUGACAUUCAACCAUAGAUGUUUCAACCGGAAUAUAGCUAUGGAUUCAAAACAAAGAGUUGGAUUUAGCUAACAUUAGAAGCUCAGCUACAGCCAAUGCCAGCACCAAGAGGGCAGAUUACAAAUAUGGCGCCUAGCUAAGUUAGCUUGCUAGCUAAACAACUACCGGUAGCCAUAUCUAUGACUAAAAAUAGAAAAUGCUUUACAAUCGGAGAUCAAUUGUAUCUCAGUUGUAAAAACCUCUUCUCUUUUUAGUCGUAUAUAUGGCUAGCUACUAAACAGCGAGCUACAACGUUGCAACCAGCAACCUAAAGCUAGGUUUACCAGCAAAUGUUAGCACAUGACUUGAGUUGGCUAGCUAGUUAGCCUGGCGCCUGCCAACUUUUAUGCGCCACGCCUCACAUUUGCAAUUUAUUCGCAAACAUGUGUAACAUCAGCAACUGUAAUUCAUUUUACUAGCUAGCUAUGUAACAUAAUUGAUGAGGGUUGACAUUGGUUAUGAUUAUGACCAUGGAUGCAUUUCAGUCUCACAAAAUUAUAGACAUGAUGCAAGACAGGAUUCCAAACAGAUGUAAAUAACAAGUAUUGCAUAUCCAGCAAGCUGACUAGCUAAGUUUACUAGCAAACAGUGAAGAGAAACAAUAAUACAACAAUUUACUGUUGUACAUCUCUAAAAUUGAAACUGGUUUUACUAUUUUAAAAAUAUUUGCCUAAGCAUGCCUAAUAGACAUGCCUAUAGAUAGAUACUGUCUGCCUGCCUACCUACCUACAUUUGUACGGUCUGGUCACUGUGCAAAGGUUGAGGGUUAUGCCAUAUUUCUUUCUAUUGUGCUAGAUAUUGUUGUAAAUGUAAUCUCUGAGCCUAUUAGACAUUAUGCUGAAUUUCAAGCAGAUUACUAAUGAGGAGCUGAAUGGCAGCCUGACGCAACAGAUGAAAAUGUUUAGCUUAAAAUGUUGAUAAACUAUUAGGCUUUUUCUUCACAUUAUAAGUGCAGCAAUGCACACACGGCAGUAGGCUAUAAGCGUAAAUGUUCCAUUAGCAGGAAAGCACCACUCUCAAAGUGACCACAAAUGCGAUUUAUACAUGUAAUGCUUUAUUAUAAAGGUGCAUUUGUACGAUGAAAAUGAUCUUCCCCAAACUUGAAACUCACGCGCUGUGUACGUAUGCCGGUUAAGCUCUACACCCGUUGUAAAGCGGAUUAAUGUGCUUCAUUUUAAGAAGUUAUUUGGCCACUUUAGUUGUGAUACAAACCUUAUUAAAACAUAUAGGCCUAUGGGCUAGGCUACAUGAGGUGUGCGACUAUGAUUUGAAAAAGUCGUAAAAAAGCAUGCACUGUUUCUUGCCUUAAACUGGGCAUCAUUCACAAGUGAUAAUAUAUCGUUCACAAGUGAUAGGCUAAUAUUGUCACCCAUCACACUAUUCUUGACUUAAUCUUGUCUUUACAUAUACUCAAUAAUAUAUGUGUGAAAUUUGUUUUGAUUUAGAAUGGACCAUUAUCAUGCACCUGUCUCGAAACAGGGGCAGCGAAAAAGAAUACAUGUUAUCUAUGCACUUAAAUAGCGAAUGGAGGACACUUUUCCCACCAGCCAGGUAGGCUAUACUCCUGUUGUAAAGAGAAGCCAUGUGCUUAAUAUUAGGAAAGUUGAGAAAUAAUGUAUCAUGAUUUUAGCCUUGAAGGAUGAUGGUACGUACUGCCAUUGUACCUAAAUAUUACCAUGGUAUUGGAUAAUUUAUACCAUCAUUUAUACCAUGUUAUAGAUCUAAAUAAUGUCAACGUACCAUGGUUUUAGGGUUCUGACUAGAAGGAGUACAGCUGAAGUGACUUUUUCGUAGCAGGUUUGGAGAAUUUACGCAGCAGGUUAGGAUAAUUAACGUGGCAGGUUAGGAGGUUAGGAGACUUAGGUUAAGGUUAGGAAAAGGGUUAUGGUUAGCUAAAAUGCUCUCCUAACCUGCUACCCCUAUAGUCACAACCUGGUUUUAGCUUUGAAGUAUGAUGGUACUGCCAUGCACCUAAAUAAUACCAUGGUAUUGCAUCAUUUUACCAUGGUAUAGAUGUGGAUCAUGGAAACACCAUGCUUUUAACCUGCAUUAUACAUUCUACGAUGGUAACGCACAAUUCUGAUAAAUGGACAAAAACAUUAUCAUAUGGUACCAUCUUUAGUGAUUGUGCAUUACAAUGGCAUAAGGGCAGUAUAAUGCAUUAAAUAAACCCACCAACGUCAAGAGGUUGGAUGGUAUUAUAUUGAUGCAUUUAUAUACCGUUAUGGGCAAGUUUCUGAUCAAGUCAGAGCCAUUAGGCUACUAUUGUUGGUGCUAGUCUGUCUCUAACGUCAAAGAAAAUGUCACGGAUCCCGCCGGUACUGCUGCUCAUUCCGUUCACCAGCUCCGGAGGUCUACUUCACAAGCCUUCUAGGCGUCACUGACCUGGUUCAUUAUCACCAACCCUGGACUGUCUUGUCUCAUUAUGCACUCCUGGUUCACAUUUCCCCUGAUUAGUAUGUGUAUAUAUGUGCCCUCUGUUACCCAUUUUCCUUGUCAAUUAUUGUCCUAUGUCCGUUGGUCUUGUGAGUACAUUGUAUCACAGUUUACAUACCGAGUAUUGUGCACUUGUUAUUAUGGGUCUCGUCCCGUGUAUUAUUUAGAAGUUUACCCCUUGCUCUUUUGUUUGGGUUACAUCCUUGUGUUAUACAGUGAGGGAAAAAAGUAUUUGAUACCCUGCUGAUUUUGUACGUUUGCCCACUGACAAAGACAUGAUCAGUCUAUAAUUUUAAUGGUAGGUUUAUUUGAACAGUGAGAGACAGAAUAACAUAAAAAUCCAGAAAAACUAAUUUGAUAAAAAUCUGUUAGCAUAGAAGCUAACAUCGGCUAACGUUAGCUCCAGUCAAGCUAGCCUUACGUAGUCAUUGUGACAGAGGACUCCAACUAUCGUUCACACAAGAACAAAGAUAGCUAAUAAUAUAAGCAUACUGUGUCCAUAAUAAGUAUAUAGGUUGUAUGUUGGGAGCUUUUGGGAAAGUGCACAGUUAGAAAGAUAUGGCAUAUAGAAGCAAACCGGAUGGACAUCAUGAAAAUGAUCGGAGAGGUUGAGAGUAGAAGAAGUUCAGGAGCAAAUUUAAAAAAAUAAAAAAAACAUUUUUUUUUUUUAUAUAUAAUAGAAUUAUUGUAAAAUUAACUCUGUCCAUAAGGUGUAGAUAGUAAGUAUAGACCGGAAGUAGAGGCCUGGGCAUUGUUGUUCACUAAUUUACUCCAAGUAGGGAAAGGAUGGUGGGGUUGAAAAGUAAUAAAGGGGAGUAUAUAUAUACAGUGGGGAGAACAAGUAUUUGAUACACUGCCGAUUUUGCAGGUUUUCCUACUUACAAAGCAUGUAGAGGUCUGUAAUUUUUGCCAUAGGUACACUUCAACUGUGAGAGACGGAAUCUAAAACAAAAAUCCAGAAAUUCACAUUGUAUGAUUUUUAAGUAAUUAAUUUGCAUUUUAUUGCAUGACAUAAGUAUUUGAUACAUCAGAAAAGCAGAACUUAAUAUUUGGUACAUAAACCUUUGUUUGCAAUUACAGAGAUCAUAAGUUUCCUGUAGGUCUUGACCAGCUUUGCACACACUGCAGCAGGGGUUUUGGCCCACUCCUCCAUACAGACCUUCUCCAGAUCCUUCAGGUUUCGUGGCUGUCGCUGGGCAAUACGGACUUUCAGCUCCCUCCAAAGAUGUUCUAUUAGGUUCAGGUCUGGAGACUGGCUAGGCCACUCCAGGACCUUGAGAUGCUUCUUACGGAGCCACUCCUUAGUUGCCCUGGCUGUGUGUUUCGGGUCGCUGUCAUGCUGGAAGACCCAGCCACAACCCAUCUUCAAUGCUCUUACUGAGGGAAGGAGGUUGUUGGCCAAGAUCUCGCGAUACAUGGCCCCAUCCAUCCUCCCCUCAAUACGGAGCAGUCGUCCUGUCCCCUUUGCAGAAAAGCAUCCCCAAAGAAUGCUUCACGGUUGGGAUGGUGUUCUUGGGGUUGUACUCAUCCUUCUUCUUCCUCCAAACACGGCGAGUGGAGUUUAGACCAAAAAGCUCUAUUUUUGUCUCAUCAGACCACAUGACCUUCUCCCAUUCCUCCUCUGGAUCAUCCAGAUGGUCAUUGGCAAACUUCAGACGGGCCUGGACAUGCGCUGGCUUGAGCAGGGGGACCUUGCGUGCGCUGCAGGAUUUUAAUCCAUGACGGCGUAGUGUGUUACUAAUGGUUUUCUUUGAGACUGUGGUCCCAGCACUCUUCAGGUCAUUGACCAGGUCCUGCCGUGUAGUUCUGGGCUGAUCCCUCACCUUCCUCAUGAUCAUUGAUGCCCCACGAGGUGAGAUCUUGCAUGGAGCCCCAGACCGAGGGUGAUUGACCGUCAUCUUGAACUUCUUCCAUUUUCUAAUAAUUGCGCCAACAGUUGUUGCCUUCUCACCAAGCUGCUUGCCUUUUGUCCUGUAGCCCAUCCCAGCCUUGUGCAGGUCUACAAUUUUAUCCCUGAUGUCCUUACACAGCUCUCUGGUCUUGGCCAUUGUGGAGAGGUUGGAGUCUGUUUGAUUGAGUGUGUGGACAGGUGUCUUUUAUACAGGUAACGAGUUCAAACAGGAGCAGUUAAUGCAGGUAAUGAGUGGAGAACAAGAGGGCUUCUUAAAGAAAAACUAACAGGUCUGUGAGAUCCGUAAUUCUUACUGGUUGGUAGGUGAUCAAAUACUUAUGUCAUUAUUUUUGUUUUAGAUUCCGUCUCUCACAGUUGAAGUGUACAUAUGAUAAAAAUUACAGACCUCUAAAUGCUUUAUAAGUAGGAAAACCUGCAAAAUCGGCAGUGUAUCAAAUACUUGUUCUCCCCACUGUAUAUAAAAAAAUUAAAAAUAAAAAAAACAUGGGGGAUUGGAAGUGAUGCAGACAAUUACAUUGAUAGAAGAUACAAUCUAUCUGCAAUAUUAAGCUGAUCCAUUCCCCCCCCCCCAAAAAAAAUAAAAAAAAUAAGAUAAAUAAAAUAAAUAAAUAAAUAAUAAAAAAUGUUCACACAUAGGGGCUUUCACACCUUAGCCCUGGGCUAAGAGCCUCCUUAGCCCAGGGCUAAGGGAGAUUUUAGCCCAGGGCUAAGCGAGUGUUCACACUUGCACAUUCUGAAGUGGGUUAGCACCAACCUUAGCCCAGGGCUAGCUGGUUUGCUCCAGAAAGUCGGUGAAAUUCUCUGCCACUAAAUCAUGCCUCCAUUAUAAUUUUCCAUUGUACCUUGCCUUUUCUAGUGAAUUGUAGAGUUACCACCCCUGACUGUAUUUGUUAGUGACAGAGACAUGGUUUUUGAAUUCAUUAAUUUUCAGUCCUGUGGCUGUCACCAAGUGAGUUCCAAGGAGAAUGUUAUCAUUAAAAUUAAAAUCUUUAUGACAAUGCCUUUGCAAAUCUCAUAAGGCAGGGAUCAUCAACAAGAUUCAGCCGCGGGCCAAUUUUUUUCUUGAACGGAUGGUCAGGGGGCCAGAACAUAGUAACAAAUAAUUUGUAGAUCGCAAUUGACCGCAAGAAGCUCUAACAUAUAUAAUAUUUGAUUGAAACAUAAUCAUUGCAAACCUUGUUUACAUUUGUAUACGAUCACAUAUACAGUAUGUCUCCAUUAUGAGUGGGAAUACUUUGGAACUAGAGGAGGCUGGUGGGAGGAGUUAUAGGAGGAUGGGCUCAUUGGAAUGGCUGGAAUGGAAUUUAUGGAAUGGUAUCAAACACAUAGAAACCCCAUGUUUGACUCUGUUCCAUUAAUGGCAUUCCAGUCAUUACAAUGAGCCUGCAAGUAGGGUUGCAAAAUUCCUGUAACUUUACGGAUUUCCUGCUUAUUCCCUCCCGUUUCCAGGAAUCUGCCAACCGGGAUUUCUGUAAAACCGGGGAAUUUUACGAAAGUUACUAGAAUUUUGCAACCCUACCUGCAAGUCACAUUAUGCUGGCUUGCAAAGUGAUAUGUAAUUCCUAUUGGAAAAGUAAGGAUAUCCAACGUUUGGAAUUUUUAUUCACCCGCAACCUGCAUUCAAAAUGACUGCCAGGGUUAGGAACACAGUGAGGAGACUACCAAAGCCAUUUAAACUGGAACAACCAUUUCAGAAACAGAUGCAACAAAUCCAACUAACUGAUUGGAUUAGUUUAGAGAAAUGUAUGUUAUUUAUCAGUCAAUCAAUGUACAUGCAAAAACAUAGUCGAUGUCUGCCCCCCCCAAAAAAAUCUAAUUAGCAUAAUACACACAUCUCCAUCAAAAUCCAUCUGUUAAGAUUCAGUGGCUUGCGAAAGUAUUCACCCCCCUUGGCAUUUUUCCUAUUUUAUUGCCUUACAACCUGGACUUCAAAUUGAUUUUUUGGGGGUUUGUAUCAUUUGAUUUACACAACAUGCCUACCACUUUGAAGAUGCAAAAUAUUUUUUCUUGUGAAACAAACAAAAAAGAACACAAAAAAAACAGAACUUGAGCGUGCAUAACUAUUCACCCCCCCAAAGUCAAUACCUUGUAGAGCCACCUUUUGCAGCAAUUACAGCUGCAAAUAUCUUGGGGUAUGUCUCUAUAAGCUUGGCACAUCUAGCCACUGGGAUUUUUGCCCAUUCUUCAAGUUAAAACUGCUCCAGCUCCUUCAAGUUGGAUGGGUUCCGCUGGUGUACAGCAAUCUUUAAUUCAUACCACAGAUUCACAAUUGGAUUGACUAGGCCAUUCCAAGACAUUUAAAUGUUUCCCCAUAAACCACUUGAGUGUUUAUUUUCAGAGGGGUCCAGCUCUAUCCCUCGCAGUUGAUGGGGGCAGACAGUGGGUCAGGGGCAGCCCCAGGCCCAGCGGUGCCCUGGAGGAAAGUUCUAUGGGAACGUCAGCCCUUUCCUGAUAACUAUGUGGACCGCCGCUUCCUGGAGGAGCUCAGGAGGAACGAGGGCCUCCGCCAAUAUCGCUACUGGGCCGUGGUGUGGGAGGCAGGACUGGUGUCUCAGCAGAUCACCUGUGUGGCUCUGUUCCUCACUCUCUGGUUGUACAUGGAGCAGGGCCUGCUCUCCCCUGCCACGCUGCUGUGGAGCGGCCUGCUCUGUGCCCUGCUGGGCUAUGGACUCUACCAAGGACUGGCUCCGCGGGGAGAUUCAGACAACCACCAUCGUACACGUUGGUCUGACCUUUGGGUUCUCUCCUGUCCUCAGGACGUUAACAGAGUCAGUCAGUACAGACACGGUGUACGCCAUGACAGCCCUGAUGCUGCUGGCCCACCUGGUGGCCUUCCCCUACGCCCAACCUUCUCCCCCUGGGAGCCUCUCUCUCAACGCUGCCCUGUUCGCCUCUGUCUGCCUGGCCUCGCGCCUCCCCGGGGACCUGCACACCUCCGGUGGCCUGGACUCUUCCUCCUCUCCCUCCUCCCUUCAUACCUUCACCAUGCUCUGCUGGGCCCUGUUAGUGUUUGCCCUAUGGCCUUGCCUGCUGCAGCGGCUGAGAGACCGUGCCCCGCGGGGGUUUGGGGGUGUGUGUGUGUGCUGGUGGGUGUGUGUGGAGUGGGGGGGCUUGGCUCUCUGUGGCCUGGGGGGGCUGUGCUGUUGGCUGCAGUGUUGGGGACUGUGACCCUGCUGUGUCCUCUACUGUUGAUCCGACUGCAGAGUGACAAAGAUAACAUUCAGGGAUCCUGGGAUGAAGCCGAGAUACGAGAGGACCUAACACGCUUUCUCCAUUGA
Messenger RNA from Coregonus sp. 'balchen', 22591 nucleotides. The record is from the annotation of a GenBank genome assembly. Lineage: Eukaryota; Metazoa; Chordata; Actinopteri; Salmoniformes; Salmonidae.